Molecule: messenger RNA, 833 nt
Organism: Vitis riparia (riverbank grape)
Lineage: Eukaryota; Viridiplantae; Streptophyta; Magnoliopsida; Vitales; Vitaceae
Product: monothiol glutaredoxin-S10-like
Exons: 5
Coding region: 88-627 (179 amino acids)
Biological process (GO): cellular response to oxidative stress
Cellular component (GO): cytoplasm
Molecular function (GO): glutathione disulfide oxidoreductase activity
Source: RefSeq, a predicted model, not a curated record
UUCCACCAGCCAGGACCGCUCCCAAAAGGAAGAAACUGGGAAAAGGCUUACCGACAGGGGAAAACAGAAGUUCGUUGCAUUACAGCAAUGGCAGCAUCCAUUUCCCAUUUCGCACCCUUCUCUUCUUCUCGAGGCUUCUCUCAUUCUUCUUCUUCUUCUUCUCCUCUUUUGCUUUCUUAUCUUCUUACUCGUUCAGUACAGUUUCACAGCAAUCACAUCCCCAGAAGCUUCGGCAUCGGCCAUGCCGGCAAUAGAAGAUACGGGCCUGUGCUGGUUCGGGCUAUGGCUUCCUCGUUUGGGUCUCGCUUGGAAGAGUCCGUGAAGAAGACAGUGGAGGAGAACCCAGUUGUUGUCUACUCCAAAACCUGGUGUUCGUAUUCUUCUGAGGUCAAAUCUUUGUUCAAGCGACUUGGUGUAGAACCUUUUGUGAUUGAAUUGGACGAGAUGGGUCCCCAAGGGCCACAGCUGCAGAAGGUGCUGGAAAGGCUUACUGGACAACAUACUGUUCCAAAUGUUUUUAUUGGGGGCAAACACAUUGGCGGUUGUACAGAUACUGUGAAGCUAUACCGGAAAGGAGAACUUGAACCUUUGCUAUCAGAAGCCAGCACCAGAAAGACAGAGAGCUAGCCUCUCUAGCAAAUUAUACUGGAGGAUCUAUCCCCCAUUGCAGACCUUGGAUUUCAUGACAAGAUGUGCUCUAUUUCUGCAUCUUCAAAAUAGCACAAUUCAUUUUAUUUGACGGAUCUUUCUGUAUUUCUCCAAUCAAAUUGUACAUUAAACUCAUGAAACUGUUAAUUUUACUCGUUGAAUGUGUUGGAUUUGCUCCUUAUGCU